Cyphomyrmex costatus is the source of this 4440-nucleotide messenger RNA. It is a transcript of the gene Sara, whose product is annotated as Smad anchor for receptor activation. Gene Ontology annotation, biological process: endosomal transport. The transcript has 15 exons. Gene Ontology annotation, cellular component: early endosome membrane. NCBI's taxonomy places the organism in Eukaryota, Metazoa, Arthropoda, Insecta, Hymenoptera, Formicidae. The record is from RefSeq and is a predicted model, not a curated record. Gene Ontology annotation, molecular function: metal ion binding. Bases 1 to 4374 code for a protein of 1457 amino acids.
AUGGAGAAAUUUAUGAUCGACUUAGACAAAGUCCUCAAUGACUUUGAGUUCAACGAAGAUUGUGCAGAGCAAAUAGCGUCAGUUGCAACUUCUACGAUCAAAGCUUCAGCUGUGGAGAAGCAUACUAAUGAAUCUGUAGUUUCAAAAAUAUGUAACUUUAAUCCUGAAAAAGGCGUAACCAUCGAUGUAGUACCAUCUGUUGAAAAUUAUAGAGAUACUCGACCAAUAGACAUUGACUCCAAAUAUUCAUUAGCUGAAAAGAAUAUAGUUUUUAUAUCGGAGAAUAUAGAACCCGUAAAUAAUUUCUAUACACAUGAUCGUAUCAAUGAUAUCACAAUUGGACAGAAAUCACGUGUUCAUACUUAUACUGAUUCUGAAGUGUCUUCAACGAUGUAUAAUAAUACAUCACAAAACUCAAUGCAGGAACAACAGAAUACAUGUAGUGAUCCGAAAGAUGGCGAUAGAUACGACAAAAAAUUAAAUCAAUCAAAUUUCAAACCUAGUAUCAGCAAUGUGUUUAAUAGUUUGAACGAAUAUAUUAAUGCUCCUACUGGAAGUUUAAAUUAUGUUGAACCUAUAUUAGAUAAAGCAGACGAUUUAUCUGAAAGAUCCACAGAUGAUAUAGUGGAAAAAGAUUUUAGAUCGAGCAAAGAUAUGGCUAUUAAUGAACUUUCUCCAAUUUCAACGGAGAAAGAAGUAAUUAACACGAUCGACAAGAAUAUUUUGGACCAUAAAAAUAUUUUACCGAUGGAAUUGAGUAAGUUUGUGAAAAUUGAAAUAAAUAACAAACAGGAUAAUACAAUGCACAAUAUUAUGUUUCAUCACCCGAUUCCAAUACAGUCUGAAGAAAAUAAUUCUAUAAUUUCUGCACCAAAUACGGCCAUCUCGAAUCCUAAUGAUGUAACAGAUACAAAAUUGUCUAGUGACAAAGAAGAUGUAACUAAAAAGGUCAUAGUUAAUGAUACGUUUAAAGAAAAUUCUGAUAGUAUCAUUAACAAACAAAAGCAGUUAGACUUAGAUAGGAGAAAUUCCAUCGAUAAAUAUACAUUUGUUGAAAAUAAAGGAAGCAUAGUGGAGACUAAAAGGAAAAAUAUAACAAGCAGCGAAAAUCAAGAUAAUAAUAUAGAAACAACUAAAAAUGACACUUUCUCUAAUGUAUGUACAACUGGUAUCAGUGAUGACUUUUCUGAAGAAGAAUUAAAUCAAUAUUUAUUAGACUUAGAGAAAGAAGAAAGAUCUGAGACUGACAAUAUAUCACUUUCGGAUAAUACCUGGUUAUCACAAUCGUAUGAAUCGAAAAGAGAUAAAGAAACGAAUGCCAGUCAUUGUCAACCAGAUGAUGAAGAUGUCAAUGAAGCGCCGAUAUUCGAGAAAAUUGUAAUAGGCGAACUUCCGAAAAUAUCACAGGAGGAAUUUCAGAAGACGAAAAAAUUUCCUGUAAUUGAUUAUAAUACGGAUAUGUGUAAUAAAAAUAUAAUAGAUGUAAAAUGUAAUAAUACAGUAAAAGUUGACUUAAAAAGUAAUGAAGCAAAAUGUAUAAAAAAUAAUGACAAAACGACAAAAGAUAAACAUGUAAUUGAAGUAAUCGGUCAUGAUGUAGCAAUACAAGAGAAUAUCUCACAAACUACAUGUAUCGCUGUUCAAGAGAAUACUACAUCGAAAUUUGAAAAUAUUGGAGAACAGUUGUGUAGUAAUAAUAUAGUAAAGAAAUUACAACCAGGUACUAACAAAGACAUUCUAUCACAAGAUUACAACAGCGGUACUUCAUCAAAUUUAUUACAAAACAAAGAUUGUGAAAAGAAAAUACACUGUACACAUGAUAUUACGGAGAAUAAUAAAGAUGUUUUUGUAGUACAUGAGACCAGCAUAGAUGACAAUGAGAACAUAUCCAAGAUGGAAACUAUAUCUAUAACUAGUGAUACUCAUACAAAAGGAAAUGAUCAAGAAUCCGAAAAACCGAUCCGUCCCCAGACAUUAGAUAUUGUAUUGACACAUGAUAAAAAUGAUUCUCAUACGUUCGAAUCUUCGAGUACUGCACCAGAGGUACCAGAACACUCAGAAAUUGAUGUCGUUGAUGAAGAUCGUGGUGCUUCGUCAGAUGUUUCUGAUAAUUCUUUAGUUGAAUGUAAUACAGUAUUGGGAAAACAACCUCCAUUUUGGGUUCCAGAUAGUGAUGCACCUAGUUGUAUGUUAUGCGAUGUUAAAUUUACUGUGCUUAAAAGACGUCAUCAUUGUCGUGCUUGCGGUAAAGUACUGUGUAACAAAUGUUGCAAUAUGAAAUACAGAUUAGAAUAUCAAGGAAAUAUUGAUUCCCGUGUUUGCGUCUCGUGUUAUCAUCUACUCACAAAAGCAGAGAACGAACAGGGAAUAGGUGAUUGGUCAGCUGGCUAUAAUUCGUAUACCGAUUGUAGCGAUGCUAAUUCCGUACAAGGGAGACAGCCUAAUCCAAAUAAUCCCAUGGAGUACUGUUCAACUAUACCACCCUUGCAACAGUUAGCUGGCGGUUUGCCGCCACCACCAACGGUGAUGGUACCUGUGGGUGUUCUAAAGAGAGAGGGUUCAAAACAUCGUGCAGAAGGACAAAAAUCUGUAAUGUUCAGUGAUGGAAUAAGGCCUGGCUGUGACCUGACAGAGUUAGACACGUGUUGGGACCCAAAACCACCGUACCGUAAGCAGGGAAAUAAACGGAUUUAUGCAUCGGGGUCUGUGUUGACUGACACUGCAACGAGAAGGCAAAAUCAUCCUCCUUUAGACAGUACGACCAAUAGUUAUAUACCACAUGAUCCUAAUUUAUUGCCUCCGACUGUCACGAUACACAAAGGCCAAAUUACGUACCAUCCACCUAUGGACGAAAGUGUGCUUUAUAAAACGCUGAAAAACGAAUGUGAACCGUCAGUAAUGUUCGCAAUUAAUCGUAAUCUUUAUGCAUAUGUAAAAAUAACCAAUUUAAAUUGCUGCGUAAACAAGAUCUGCUGGAAUGUGACAUCAAGAGGUCUUGCUUGCAUUGGUCAGGAUGAAAUUAUUUUAUUAGUUGAAGUUUUGCCAGAUGAAACACGGAUUCCAAAAGAUCUUCUCAUAUACAUUAAUCAAUUAUAUCUUGAAGCUAUUAAAGGUAAUACAGUGACGGAACUCGGCUUUUCAGUAUAUCAAGGAACAAACCUAUUAUUAGGUUCACGCGAGCAUGCGGGAUUUCUUUUUAUUCGUCAAACAUUGCAAUGCUUACAAAAGAUUAUUUUGCCACCUGCACCUUUCUUGAUUGGUCUGUUGGUUCACAGAUGGGAAACUCCAUGGGCUAAAAUAUUUCCAUUAAGGUUACUUUUACGUCUUGGAGCAGAAUAUCGUUAUUAUCCUUGCCCAUUGGUGUCUGUUCGUUUUCGAAAUGCGUUAUAUUUCGAAAUUGGACACACUGUUAUGAAAGUAUUAGCAGAUUUUAGAAAUUUCGGAUAUACUUUGCCAGGAGUGAGAGGCUUAACAAUUCAUCUUAAAAAUCGUACAACAGACGUUAUGUUUCCCAGAAAUCGAUACGACCAAGUCAUAAAAGGACUUCAUAAUUCGAACGAUCAUGUCUUAGCUUACGCUUCAAAUUUUAGUAUAACUGCUGAUUCACAUUUAGUUUGCAUACAAACAAAUACUGGUGAUGAGAGCAGUUAUCAAACGCAAGCAAUAAACAUUCACAACAAACCAAGAACAGUUACUGGUGCCAGUUUCAUCGUCAUCAAUGGUGCUCUAAAAUCUUCUAUGGGUCUCUCUGCCAAAUCCAGUAUUGUUGAGGAUGGAUUAAUGGUAGAAAUAAUGCCAGAGAAAAUGGAAGCUUUGAAAGCUGCUCUAAAAAAUAUGCAAGAUUUUUCAAUUGGUUGUGGACGCCAGGGAGCAUUGGAACCAGACGAGAUUGUAAACAUAAAAUGGGUCGAUAAUGAUACGCUGUUUAAUCUGGGUGUUAAAAGUCCUAUUGAUGGACAAUUAAUGGAUGGUAUACCAUCUAUUAGAGUACAUAAUGGAAUUGAUUACAAAGGUGCAACCCGAUUUAUACGCUGGACAGAAGUAUUUAUUUUAAAAUCAGAUGAUCAUUUGAGUGGCGUGAACGAUCCUGUAGAUAUAAAUAAACUAUCUGGCAGUAUAGCAAAAGCAACAUGUGCAGCAUUAGUCAAAUUACUGGACCUUCUGGCAACAGCAGGUUUAACAAAGCUCGGUGUACGGACAACAAUUCAUCCAGAUAACGUGGGAUAUGAAGCUGGAAGUGAAGGUACAAAAUUACCGCCAAUAUAUAUGAAAAGUUUAGACAAUGAAUUAAUUCAAGUUUUACAUAAAGCUGUGCAAAGCAGUCAGGAUGCACAUACAGUGCUUGAAUUGAUAUUUUAUGUGCUUGAGGAUUAAAAGGGAUAUACAGUAUUUCAAUCGCUCAUGGAUCUUCAGGAUAACAUUAAAUAACUUUCAUAGAAC